Messenger RNA from Fusarium poae, 342 nucleotides. RefSeq lists its product as uncharacterized. The transcript has a single exon. The record is from RefSeq and is a predicted model, not a curated record. Lineage: Eukaryota; Fungi; Ascomycota; Sordariomycetes; Hypocreales; Nectriaceae. Bases 1 to 342 code for a protein of 113 amino acids.
AUGCCUUGUACAUCUAUUGCUGGCAAAAUCAGCUUUCCAGACCUUCCAGGACUUGUCGCAAGAGUUGCUGCGACAGUGGAAUGGCAGAGAAAUACCUUCUCAGAAGAAAGUUUAAGGGGUACACAUAUCAUGUUGUGUAAGGAUAUCGAUAAGAACACGCGGGCGACUGUAGCUAUGCGGGUUGGUGGUGACAUUAUGAGUGGAUCUGUAUACAGGAAGGAGGGUUAUGUUUUGGAAAUCUACGACUGGGUCAAGGGUAAUGUUCGCCGCUUCAGAGGCCGGCAAUGGCUUGUUGGUAGUGUUGUGGAAGAUGCCGAGGCCAAGGCUGGCGUUUGCGCAUAG